Molecule: messenger RNA, 4296 nt
Organism: Micropterus dolomieu (smallmouth bass)
Lineage: Eukaryota; Metazoa; Chordata; Actinopteri; Centrarchiformes; Centrarchidae
Gene: adm2a
Product: adrenomedullin 2a
Exons: 3
Coding region: 295-798 (167 amino acids)
Biological process (GO): adenylate cyclase-activating G protein-coupled receptor signaling pathway; regulation of systemic arterial blood pressure; positive regulation of heart rate
Cellular component (GO): extracellular region
Molecular function (GO): hormone activity
Source: RefSeq, a predicted model, not a curated record
UUGAUCUUGACCAACACGUUUGGUUUCAUGGGAAAAACCCCCCAGCACAACUAAGUAAGCCCAGAUUCUGCGACAAAAAUACCAAGAAGGUUUAUCUACACUCCCCACUGCCAAGCGUGGAUAUCUGAAGCCAACAUCCAGCUUUUGGGAGCAUUUUUUUCAGUUUUUCCUUAAUAUUUAUUUUUUAUUUUUGCCUAUUUAUUUUUUUCCCACCCUUGGGAUUUAAACUUUGCCCGGUCCGUGUGGUCGCGCCCUCCUUCCCAGAGAGGGCGUAAAGUGAAAGUUGACCCGGAGAUGAGGUCCCUUCUCCCGCUCACUGUGUAUUGCAUCAGCCUGGUUUCCCUCCAGCAGCUGCUGGCUUUACCGGCUGAGGAGCGUCCCAGCAGCAGCAGCAGGUUGGACCUCCUCAACAAACUCAUCCACCAGAGAGAGGAUAAAACCUCAGCGCUAGGAAGCCAGACACAUGUCGUCCCCUUUUCAGCCCUAAGCCAAUCCCCAAAAUGGCUGAGACAUCAACCAGCUUCAGGAGUGAGAAUGGCCUCGCCAAGCCUGGCGUGGGCACGACCCACUGAGGCUUCGCAGAUCGAGCAGAGGGUGCUGAGAACUCGGCGCCAUGCCCACUCGGGGUCGCGAAAUGGUCACCACUACCCCCACCAUGCCCAGCUGAUGAGAGUGGGUUGUGUCCUGGGAACCUGCCAAGUCCAGAAUCUCAGCCACCGGCUCUAUCAGCUCAUUGGUCAGAGCGGCAGAGAGGACUCAUCCCCCAUCAACCCCAGGAGCCCCUAUAGUUAUGGAUGAGUUAUUUGAAACCCCCAAACACCCACAGCAAGUCUGUUUAUAUCUCCAUCUAUUUAUCUCUUAAUCUAUUACUGGUAGUUUUUGCAUUAGAGUUUGAUGUAGUCCAUAACUUUUGUUUAUCUAUCUCAAAAUGCCAAUUAUACUCCUCAUAAAUGACUGCUGUGCCUCUAUUUUUUGUGCUGAUUGAUGGAUUUGAGGUUUCAGAUUAAAUAUCAUGACUGACCGAAUCAUCUUUGAAACCCCCAAUUCUCCCACCAUUCUUUUGCCUUUUGAAGUCCGUUCAAGUCUUGUCAAAGUCUUUUUUGCUACGCCCUCCUGAAUUCUCAGAAGAAGCCAGGAGGCUUCAGUCUGACAUCUUAAUCCUGUUAAUGUAAGAAUGAAUGCUUGUCCUCAACACCAUCCGGUGGCCUAGUCCUGUCUGCCAAAUGACCUCCCCACUGGUGGCUAUCCCGGGGCUCAUUGAUCAAACACUUAAGCUCCUAAUGUGGAUUUCAACCUGCACUCAGAGCCGGAGCCCUGUCAAAACCAAUGUCUUCCCAAAGACCUCGUAAAUGACCCAACAAACCCUUUUACCUCUUUUUUUGUGCCCCCCCCCCCCCCCCUUUUGUCAACUUUGGAACUCCCAGGUCAUUUCACAUCUGCAUAUGCAAUUUCAAUAUGAAGACUAACAUCUCCGGAGUAUUCCAUGAGCUUUCAGUUGAACUGGGAAUACGUCACUCAGCAGGACUUUGUGUUACAGGACCACAGAUUACUUUUGAAACCAGCCACAGCACUUGGGUUACACCAGAGUUUAAGAGCAUUCCAGGUUAGGACUGAACCACAUGAAAUCCACGCUUAAAAUGAAAAAGAAGAGGGUCAGUAUCGUGUGCCUUUGAAGGAAUCUGCACAGAAACUGACUUCCCGAAGGAUCAGUUUCAAUGUUGCAUUAUAGUGGCCUGUGCACAGUAGGUGGUAAAGUGAACCUUGGAGCCAGGAUCAAAGCUCCGUCACACCACUGCUGGCAUUUUCCCCACCAGAGGCCAAGUCUGAAAUAUUAGCCCUUUCACGUGAUUCAUAAGUUCCCCUUGCAAGUCAGGACUUUGGGUUGACAGCGGUUUAAUAAACCUGACCUAAUCACUUCAGUCAUAUGCACUGCCACAGCGGGGGAGGGGGGGCCCUGAGCCUCCCAUGGUCUGCACACUCAACAAUAAAUAUAAAGAGCAUGUGGCUUCCACACAUAUUCACACAUGCAGCCUUGAAGUUUGCAGAUAUUAAAGGGGACAGUUCAACACGAAUGCACCCCUAACAAUUUUCCUUACUUAUUGCAGCAUAUUUUAGGCAUUUUCCAGAGUAAACCAAAUUGUUAUUCCUGGAAAGAAAUGUGGCAGUGGAAUUAUAUUAAUAUAUAUAAAAAUAAAAAAUUCCAAUUACAUCUUACACGUUGGCAAAUUCAUUGGCGUCUGUUGGCAGCAUAGACUGUAUAUAAAGAUGGACGACAUGACAGCUCCUAAAAUGAAGCCAAACCUCCUGAUAGCUGGCUGCAGUACACGUCAACCCAAAUACAUUUUCCCCAAAGAUGGUUUUUGUCAUUUUAGGUAGUUCUUAUCAUGCUGUUGUUUGCGGUACUUUUUUUGUUAAGUUUGGUUUGAAUUAGAACUGUGAUGCAAUAAAAAGGUGUAUUCAGGUCAUGACAACUAAACCCUGUUCGCGAGUCGGCCGGGUAGAUGGACCUUGUUACCGCACCUCCGACCCCGAUCUCUAAUGCGCAGACUCUAGCUCCAAAUUAUGUCACCAGUGCAAGAUGGCAGCGCCUGCAUCCGGGGUAUUUUGGCUUCAUUUUUUUUUUUACAGUGCGAAGAAAUGGAGACGUGGAUCUUUAUAUACAAUCCAUGGUUGGCAGUCACUGGCAACUUGUUCACAUGUAGUUUUUUGAACGGGUUUAAAUUAGUCCCGAGGCGAUGUCUAAACGCUCUACUGUUACAUUGUGGCUUUCUAAUGAGAGACCACAGCAACCAAAAUGUUAGGUGUAUGAGUGCCCAAUUUUAAAUAUGUACACAAAAUAGAGUAGCACCAUCAAAAUACAUGCCCUGACGGGUUUUUUCUCUCUAUAUAUGUCCGUCUCUGAAAUGGUGGGCGGAUGAUGGUCUGAGAAUAAAUGAGGUCAAGCUAAACUUGUCAAGCAUGCAACAAUGACAGGCCUUAGCGUUUCCAAAAAAUGCAACUAUACCUAUAAAACCCACAUUUUUGUCAGAAACACCCAACACUAUGAAACACCCAACCGCUGCAGACAGUGAUUUGAAAAACAUGAAAGUUUGGUAUUCCUAAGAGCAUUAGUUUAAACUCACCAAACGCCUGGCAAUACUUGACAAAUCGAAUGACUUUACAGUGUGUGAUCUACAUCAUCUAAUAAUGUUUUCUUUUAUAUCUUCAUCUGUGCCUUCUGAUAUUACUUUGUAUCUUAGGGUUAAUUCUUUUUCAUCAACACUCUCAUCCCAAAUCUGGCUCCCUUUUUGUCUGUAAUCAUGGGAGCCUGGAGGUCACAGGGUAAUAAUGAGUGAUUCUUUAGUCUUAAAUCUAAUCUGUUCAAAGGCUUGCUGAGGUCAAACAUGCCAUUCUCUCUGCUGUAAUGGAGCUAAUCAAUGUCUCGUGACAGAUCAUUAAAAGGCUUUUGAAAUGCUCUAACACCCUCGUGGAUUUCUCUACUUUUUAAAAUGUAGUAGUUCACACACACACACACACACACACACACACACACGAUGUGUACGUGUGCGCGCAUGUUUGAGCUGCUGUACGUAGCUUUUCAGGACAACUAUCUCCUAUGUUUGAUCUGUGCUCUGGAGCAUUGUGCUCCCAGUCUGUUUUUCUGCAGUGUGUUUUUGUGACGUCAGACGUUGCAUCACGUUGAGUUGUGUGAGCAAACUGUGCAAGACCAGUGAUACCUCCCCACGGAAACAUCUAGAGCUUUCAUGCCACUCUAUUGCAAAGAAGAAUACAGAGUUCGUGUGUAAAACAUUUCUGUUGGUUUUGUUAGAAAACAGUCGAUCCAGGUAGAUCAGUUUGUAGGUUUGUUUUUGCUGAAGUUCCAUUUGAAGAUCACGUGAUCUCCUUUAGGGUCACAGGAAAGCACUUUAAUGCGAACACGUUUGUUGAUAGUUUCUUGAAUUUCACUCAUUGUGAUGAACUUGUGAAAGUUGGACGAGGUUCCUCUUGUAAAUGUUGCAUUUGAAAUUGUCUGGGAAUGAGUUUGAAGAUGUCAAUACACGCCAUGUGGCGUCAGGAUGAAUGUGAACGUCUGUGUCUGCCUGUGAAUAUAUAUAUAUAUAUAUUUAGACAAACUAUUUAAAAAAAGUUAUGUAUUUAAGUUAUCUUUGUAUGUUAAUAUAUGUAUGUCACCAAAGACUGUCUCAUCCUUUUCACUGCUCCUUUAACAUGACCUUAGGAAAGGAGAGUCUUAACUGUAGUUAAAAUGUUACUAUUUGACAAUGUCCUUCCCUCUGUAAAAUAAAGAACUAUACUGUA